This is a messenger RNA of Toxotes jaculatrix (banded archerfish), 4777 nucleotides long. It is a transcript of the gene antxr1c, whose product is annotated as ANTXR cell adhesion molecule 1c. The transcript is spliced from 18 exons. Lineage: Eukaryota; Metazoa; Chordata; Actinopteri; Toxotidae. Gene Ontology annotation, cellular component: membrane. Gene Ontology annotation, molecular function: signaling receptor activity. Bases 140 to 1831 code for a protein of 563 amino acids. The record is from RefSeq and is a predicted model, not a curated record.
UUUGUCUUUGUUGCAUCUCUGCCUCUCUUUAUUUUUACAACCGUCUCUGGGAUGUAAGAAGCCACUAAAGUACUUUGGGGUUUUUUUCCUUUUUAUCCACAAAGGAAUUAACUUUUUUUUUCUUUCACGAGGAGAAAUUAUGGCGAGAUUUUUGUUGAACAUGCGUCUUGUUCUGGUUUUGUUCGGAUUAUUUUUGCUCUCUUCUCCAUCCGCAAGAGCCGAGCCGGAGCUGCAGGACGAGGAGGAGGAGGAGAGUUCCUGUCAGGGCGCCUUUGACCUGUAUUUUGUGCUUGAUAAGUCUGGCAGUGUGAAGAAUCACUGGGAGGAAAUCUACUACUUUGUGGAGAAUUUAGCUGAGAAAUUCAAAAGUCCAAUGCUGAGGAUGUCCUUCAUAACAUUCUCCUCCAGAGCAUCCACCAUCAUGAAACUGACAGAAAAGAGAGUGGACAUCAGAAAGGGACUGAAUGCUCUGAAGAGGGAGAUUCCAGGUGGAGACACAUUCAUGCACCUUGGAUUGCAGAGGGCUAAUGAGCAGAUACAACGCGAGAACUUUGGCACAGCCAGUGUGAUCAUUGCACUGACAGAUGGAGAGCUACAGGAGCAUCAGCUCAUCACUGCACAGCAAGAGGCAGAGAGAGCUAGGUCUCUGGGAGCAAUUGUGUACUGUGUCGGUGUCAAAGACUUCAAUGAGACACAGCUGGCUACUAUUGCAGACACCAUCGAGCAUGUGUUUCCUGUCCUGGGUGGCUUCCACGCCCUCCGGGGAGUCAUUGAUUCGAUCAUCAAGAAAUCCUGCAUUGAAAUUUUGGCAGCAGAGCCCUCCAGUGUGUGCGCAGGAGAGUCUUUCCAAGUGGUGGUGAGAGGAAACGGUUUCCUCCACGCCAGAAACAUCAACCAGGUGCUCUGCAGCUUCAAAAUCAACGAGACCAUUACAGUCAAUGAAAAGCCGGCUGGAGUAGAAAACACAUUCUUACUGUGCCCAGCUCCUGUCAUCGAUGAAGUUGGGAAGGUGAUUUAUCUCCAAGUGAGUAUGAAUGACGGUCUGUCCUUCAUCAGCAGCAAUGUGCACAUCACCACCACAGAGUGUUUUGAUGGCACCAUUCUCCUCAUCACCUUGCUGGUGUUGUUCCUUCUGCUGGCCCUGCUCUUCAUGUGGUGGUUCUGGCCUCUCUGCUGCACUGUGGUGAUCAAAGAACCACCUCCCCCACCUCCACCAGAGCCUGAGUCAGAUGAUGAAGAUGGCCUGCCUAAGAAGAAAUGGCCCACUGUGGAUGCUUCAUAUUAUGGGGGAAGAGGGAUUGGAGGAAUCAAGAGGAUGGAGGUGCGCUGGGGAGGAAAGGGUUCGACUGAGGAGGGGGCCAAGCUGGAGAAGCCGAAGAACGCUGUGGUGAAAAUGCCAGAGCAGGAGUACGAACCCUUCGAGCCCAAACCCAAGAAACCUCAGAACAAGAAGCCACCUCAAGCCCGGAAGUGGUACACACCCAUCCGGGGUAAACUGGAUGCUAUCUGGGCUCUGUUUCGCCGCGGGUACGACCAGGUCUCUCUGAUGAGACCCCAGCCGGGGGAUCAUGGUCGUUGCAUCAACUUCACAAGAGUGAAAGAUGAGUCAGCAGCAGCCAAGGCUUCACCUCGCACCCCAGUCAACACGCCUUCGGCCCCACCACCGGACUACCGCCCAGUCGCCCGCACCCCCUCGUCUCCCACCUCCACCAGCCCUCCUGCCAGAUCACCCCCAUCAGGCCAAGUACUCCCAGGUCCGCCACCGUCCCGCACGCCCCCGGGGCUUCCCUGUCCACCGCCCUCGCGUCCCCCGCCCACCCUCCGACCCUGAAUCACAUAGACAAACCCCUCUCCUACCCCCCAAACGCACCCGCUUUGAUACACAGACUUACCGCUCUGUUGACCAGCUCUUUCAGUUUGAAGGCUGUGGUCCUCGCUGCCAAAGAUACUCCUGCUAUAAGCCAAAGAUUUUGAAUCCCAGUCAUUCUGUGUUCCUCUUCUUGUAUGGAAAAGAGGGUCAAGUUAAACUGUAAGCUGGCAAUUUAAGUCACUUCACACAUGCUACCACCUAGCAUGAUAAAUUCUGGUGGGAGAAAAUGUUUAAAUGCCAGAGAAACAUGUAAAGAAAACUGAAAGUUUAUUAACCUUAAAGCCCAAUGUAUAGUUUUUUACAUGCCAAAAUGAAAAGUGGACCCCAAAUCAUUGACAAAGGUUGUUUUCUACUGGGUAUUAGUAUUUACUGAUGUAAGAAAAAGGAUCCUGACAAGCAGUUUGACUUAACGUUCUGUCCCAUACAGACUGAACAGGGUGAUUCUGAGAAAUAUUUUACUUUUUGUUGGCGUUUAUGAGAUCAGGGAGGAUUGUUGCUGGACAGCAAAGCAUGUUGGGGCAGGAAGAAUAUUGCAAUGGAUGAAAUUUCUUUGUUGUUUUUAUCAACUACUGAGUUGUGCCAUUGUCAUUGAGAAUUGAGGUGAAAAGUAAGUUGAACGUGGAAACCAGAGUAACCAGGUUAAACUCUGCUCAGACUGGAUUGGCUUAUUUCUCCAUUGCUGUGAAGUUUCUGGAAUUGGAUUCCAAAGCAAUUUCAAUCAGUCCUGUUGUCAAUGGUGUUGAGAAACUAAGAAAAGCCUUGUGAUUUGCUAGAAAUGUUAAGUUUUGGACAUCAUCUCAAUGCUAAAGUGAAUUUUUUUCCUUCACCUUUUUCUUUUAUCCAACAAAUUCCAUCCUUUGAGUACAGAAAUGAUACAGUUACAUGAUUUUGUGGUCCAGUCUUUGUACCAUUCAGUGACAGGGAAGUGUACAGAUGUUAUAUGGAAGGUAUGUUUUUACAAUAUAUGUUUGAGAUGCGUUUUUGAAUGCUACAUUGGUCGAUGUCUUUGAGGCUUUGGAUUUUGUCCUUAACCACCUUUUCAUGUAGUUGAAUUUAGAUUACAGCAAUAUAUAUUUUUUGUUUGUUUUGGAUUUUUUUUUUUUUUUUAUUGGUAUCUGCGCACAUAGACUGCUGAGCAACUACAGUAUGUAUUUGUUUUCGUUAGCAUUGGGACAUUUGACUCUCAUGAAAUCGAGCAACCAGAAAUCAGGUUAACGUCUCUCCUCACAUUUUUAUACACAGUCCUGAUACUGUACUUUGAUACCAUUAUGUGUGUUUUAUGUCUACAGUUUUAUCAUCACCGGUCACAUUGCAGGUCACAUUGCAACUGCAGGGCAGUUCAAAGAGCAUCUAAUUUAUUUUACUCCCCGAGAGAAACAGAGGAGAGUACUUGAAUAUCGACAAGGUGUCCAACCACCAAGACGGACACUGUGCGCAGAGUUUAGAAACACAACAGCUAGCCAGUUUAAAGUCAUAUAAGGUUUACCAGCAUUUCUCAACCUCUCAGCUAUGCUGAAAAACAUUUGUUGAAACUGAAAGUGACCCAGUUACAUUUUUAUGUAUGAAUCUUGGUGUGAAUUAUGCUUCCACAGAUCUUUUCUAGCAUUUGAAAAGACGGUGCAAUUGGGAUAAACAGAGAACAUUACUCCACCAAAACUGACCAAAACAGAAGUGUGAGACUUCAGGGUGUAGAAAAGCAGUUGAAAAAUGCUGGUAUUCCUUCUAUAUCCAGUGCCUUCUGGAAUUUUCUUCUUUGAUUUUUUUAAUACUUUCAUUUUAAUGUACGUCAUUCAGUUAUGUCCUGUACCGUUGUGUUACUACAUGCGUUCAUAGUCGGUCGCUGCGUCUUAACAGCGGCUCCACUGCUGAGCUAAAGGAAAGGUCCAUAUGUUAAUUGCUUCAUAAACCUGUAUAAUCCACAUCCACAUUUUCACUGAAAAUGCCUUUUAAUCUCGCUUAAAAAUUUUAAUUUGCCUGCUGGAGUUGAAACAUCUUUUAACAACAAGGUGCCAUGUGUAAAAAUGAUCAGAUGAACUGUGAUGUAUUGAAAGAGUAACCAUAAAGAAAAUAAUGCAUAAAGGUGUUGGAGGCAAAUUUACUUUUACGAGUCUGUAAAUUCAGAAUAAUUUCCCAACAGUUUCCUGGGAAAAUUCAUAGAAAGAACUGUGUACUUUGAUUUGUAUCAUAGGGAAACAGUAUUCAACUGGUACACAUCCAGCUAGUUAAUUCCAGCUGAUUGGUAGCACAAGAAUUUUCUACCAAACACUGCCUUCUGUCAUAAACCAAAGCACAGCAGAAGCUGAUAGGCCGACAGGCUUUUUAUUUCAUUUGGUGAAAGUAAAACAUAAAAGACAGAAUCCAUAUGUUGGCCAACACAACUGUUUGUUGAUCAUUAUCACCUUUGACGUGGCACCACCAAGAAAUUCAUUGUGCCUUAAAUGUUUUAAUUUGCUGCAGCAUCAAACUAAACCAAAGCAGAUCUCGUCACCUCAGUUGAGAUUUAUUAAUGACAGAAUGUAAAUGAGAAAGUCGGAGUGGCUGUAUUUCAUCUGUGAAAUAAACUUUCAUCUUAAGAGUUUGGCUAGAGAUGCAACACUCUGUUACCUUGUUCUCAGCAGUGCAUCUUUCCUAAUUUGCUCUAACAAUAAUAACUUUGUUAACACCCAAGAAAGGAUUACAGUAUAAAUGCAGUACAGAUGCAAGAUCAGUGCUUGAAAGGGAACUUCUGCAGUAUUUAUCGCUGCCAGAUCUGUCAUCCCGAGAUGAGGUGAAAUGCAUUAUGUUAACCAGUGUUUUUUACAUGUAUAAACAGCAGUACUGAAGCAAAUAUGAAAGACGUAUAUGAUUUUCCUUGUUGGUUGACAUGACUUUUUUUUUUAACAGUAUCAAUAAAGGUUGACUUCCAAG